Messenger RNA from Colletotrichum siamense, 1770 nucleotides. RefSeq names its product putative dioxygenase. The coding region runs from base 1 to 1770 and encodes 589 amino acids. Lineage: Eukaryota; Fungi; Ascomycota; Sordariomycetes; Glomerellales; Glomerellaceae. The record is from RefSeq and is a predicted model, not a curated record. Gene Ontology annotation, molecular function: oxidoreductase activity, acting on paired donors, with incorporation or reduction of molecular oxygen; iron ion binding; heme binding. The transcript is spliced from 6 exons.
AUGCAGCUUCGAGCCGCUUUGGCAGGCGCAGACACCGUCGCACAGGCGCUUACAAAUGCGAUAUUUGACGUUGCAUCGGAGCCAAGUUACUCUGAGACCCUGAGAAACGAGGUGUCUUCAUUGGUCUCUGAUGCGCCUGGAGGUACCUGGGAUAUGGGAAUGCUGAGAAGCAUGUCGAAAUUGGACAGUCUACUUCGAGAGUCGGCCAGAGUCUAUGCCCCAUUUCUAGUCGCAAUGGGUCGCAUCACCACAUCGCCGUUGGAGCUGGAUGAUGGAAGUAUAGUUCCAAAAGACACGACCGUCUACUUUGACAUGUACCACGCUCAUAGAUCACGCGAUGUUCAAAACGACGCAGGCAUUUCAGCCUUUGACGCCUUGAGAUUUAGUCAGCGGCGUGAAGAGCAGGGUCUUCCGAACAAAUAUCUUGCUGCAACUACUGGGCCGGACAACCUACCAUUUGGCCACGGAGCUCACUCAUGUCCUGGGCGAUUCUUCGCAAUUGCUGAGAUGAAAGUCAUUCUGGCUCAUCUAUUGCUCAACUACGAUGUGAAGCUAAGUAGCGGAAAGAGACCAGAUGCUGGGUACUGGGGAAUUGCCGUGGUCAUGGAUAGAAAUGCCAAGAUCAUGUUUGGCGCCAAAGUGAACGGGCUCGACAUCAAUAACAUAUCAGGUAUGAUCCUUCGUGUGACAAAGUUAGGAUCGUUUGGUAACAUUGACAUGACCGCUACAGAUGAUGAUCUUCUAGAGCUCAAAAGGGCUGUUGUAGAUCACAAAUUGAUCAUAAUUAAGGGGCAAGAAAAUCUACAGCCAAUCAAACAAUGGGAACUAGUCACUCGCUUGGACCCUAACGCAGGGCCGCAAAACCCAGAAUUAUUCAUGAAGGAUUUUCACCCAGACGGUGGAGGUAUUCUGAAAGCGAGAGGAGUGACCGGCGUUCCCAGCGCUGAGAACGUCCACGUGAUCGGCAAGGGGUUCCUCGGCGAAGACCACUAUGGGCUGAAGAACCUCAAUAUUACCAAGUCCUUCUCUUAUGAAAAUCACCAUCCUACUCUCCCAAAAGAAGAGCUUGAGAACGGUCAUACUAGGUUUCAAGGAUGGCACUUCGAUGCGCCGCUUUACAGUCGAGAUCCGCCAAUCUUCACAGCCUUUCGUGUGAUCAAGCUGCCCAAAGGGCCCGAUGUUAACAUCGCAUGGGACAACGGAUCAGGCUUAAGCAUCAGAUCAGCCCCAGGCCUAACGCCAUUUUUCUGUUGCUCGCAGUUGUACGAGGAGCUUCUUAGCGAAGAAGAGAGGGAAGUUGUUGACAAUAGCUGGGUUGAGUACGCGGCGCUGCCAUACGAGUGGAAUCGAAACUGCAAGAUGUUUCCGACCGGACUUGGCAUUGUUAGCCAAGGCAAGGAACUGUCUGACAGUGAACUCGAUUCCAUUGGAGUGGACAAUUCCAAAAUCAAGAGGUACCCAAUGGUUUGGGUGAACCCUGAGACCGGUCGGAAGUCUUUCCAAGUCCAGGCCAACGCUGCCAAAAAGCUCUACUUACGUCGGAGUGCAGACGAAGAGCCGAAGGUCAUUACCGAACUUUCUGAGGUUCGUCGCUUCUUGAUUGACAUCCAGUCACGAAUCUUGAAGCCAGAGUAUAUUCUAGUUCCCCCUGAAGAGGAGGGGGAUCUACUCUUAUGGGACAACUGGAGCACAAUGCACACACGCGUAGACUACCCAGCAGACUAUGGACCAAAGGCAUGCCAUCAAGCUGGAACAAAUGCCAGUAACUAA